Molecule: messenger RNA, 3735 nt
Organism: Magnusiomyces paraingens
Lineage: Eukaryota; Fungi; Ascomycota; Dipodascomycetes; Dipodascales; Dipodascaceae
Exons: 1
Coding region: 1-3735 (1244 amino acids)
Biological process (GO): regulation of DNA-templated transcription
Cellular component (GO): nucleus
Molecular function (GO): transcription cis-regulatory region binding; DNA-binding transcription factor activity
Source: RefSeq, a predicted model, not a curated record
AUGCCCAGGCUCAAAUCUCAGACCCCUCCAAGCCCUCAGUUGGUGGCAAAUGUUGAAUCUGAGAACGAAAACGACAACCAAGUCCAGAAUCCAGAAGACGAAGAACAACGCUCACAGGUUAGUGGUGUCGAUAAAACCUUGAAUAGCACUGACAAUGAGAUCGAGGAUACCCAGAUUCCUUCAAUCAUCAAAUCUGAGGCUGUAGUUGAGGAUACAGUUUACCCAGAUACGACGGUAGAAGAAGAAGAAGAUGAUGAUGAUAUAGUCGACCUAGUACCAUCAGUCAAUCACAUCGACAAUACCACCAAUGAUUUGAACCAGAAUGUCAAUGAAGACGACACAGCUGAUAGAUAUAUAAACUCUGAACAGUCGUCUCCUAGACCCGACGACCCCAAAAAUAUAUCUGAGCUUGACUGGACCACAAUUGAAAAGGCAACAGUCGAGUUGCAAAGAAACAAAUCUCAAGAACAAACUCAGCAUAGCCCGUGUGAAGCAGACACUAACAACCAAGAACAAGAAGAAAAUGAUGAGGAUAACGAUACUUCCAUUUUUUCAGAAGUAAACAAUAUAGACGCUGCAACAGUCGCUGCUGCGGCUGCAGCGGCUGCUGCUGCUUCUGCAUCUGUUGAAAAGACUCCUAGUGCUGGUGGUGACCAGAUUGGUGCUGAAGCUCUCUUGGACCUCGGCAAACAAAAUGCUUCCUACAUUGAAGAAGAUAACGAUCACGAUGAAGAAAUGACAGAAGAUAAUAAACCUAUUGAAGAUGGUGAUAAACCUAGAGAAAACUCAGCUGAUCUGGUAUAUUCCGAAGAUGCCAGUACCAACUCAUUUCGUACAAUCCCAUUGACAGAUACCUCAGAUUCAGCAUACAAGCAGGCUUAUUCUCAUGAUGAUUUAGUCAUCUCUGGACCAUCUUCCAAGAAACAACGUCGCUCAAACUCAUCUUCAUCACUCUCUACCCCUGCAACUGCUGCUGCCACUGCUGCUGCCGCUGCCGUGGCUGCUGCUGCUGCUGCUGCAAACUCCACUGUCACAUCAUCUUCAGCGCCAUCUCAGAUCGAAGCUGACCUCCAUGAAUUGCUCACUAACCCAGAAAAUACAAACUGGCAACGGUUCUACGCUGACUCACUAGGCACUACAGUUGACUCAGCUCAGGAUUCGCUUCCUAUGCUUGUUGACAACUCAACUUCCAUUCAAGCAACUUCAGCAUCCCGCCCACUCUCUACCUCGGUUAGUUCUCCCAAUAUCCCAGGCACACUUUCUUCAGAGCCUAACCUAACGGCUUCAGCUCCUAAAAAACGUGGAAGGAAACGCAAAACCCCGCUUCCUCCAUUACCUGCUAAAAAUCAUGCUCCUUCUGCAUCCACAGGCAAUGUUGACCCGGCCCUUGCUCAGCUAGACAUCAGCGCUGCCGCUGCUGCCGCUGCUGUUCAAUUUGCAAAGGAACCAACUUCACAUAUACAAGAAGCACCAUUUACUAAAGAACAAACAGUUCUUUUAGAAGAUGCAAUGAUGCAUGCUAGCGCCAUAGUGCGCACGCUUGGUUCUGGAUCUCAGUCAAUCUACGAUGAUAGUACUAGGGUCAUGAGCGAAGAUGAAAAGCCCAAACGAGGAACUUCUAAACACCCUCAAUCUACGACUCGUGAGCAAACAACUGUAAAUAUUUCAGUCUCAAAUGCACCCUCGUCAUCUUCUUCAUCUUCUUCCUCUUCUGCUCAACAAACUGACGCAGAUGCCCAAAACACUUCAGCCGCGUCUAACGAGUCUAACACUGGGUAUAUUUUUGACGAGGCUUUACGUAUAUCAGGCCAAAUCAAAUAUCGUGAGUCCACUGCGGAAGGGGAUGACCGAGUAGCAAAUGCUUUUGAAAACGAGAAGCUCUCUGGUGCUCCUGGAGCUGAUGCAUCUACAUUUUACUGGACCCAGCAACAACAGCAACAACAAAAUUCUUAUGAUGAUCAAUCCGGUACUACUACUUCUACUACUAUCACUAAUACUGCUAUAGUAGAAGUUCAGUUGUCUCCAGUCGUUAGAGGACGACGGCGGCGCGGAGCUCAGCGCUCAAAUGGAAUGACAAGAGAUUCUGCUGCUGCCGCUGCCGCUGCCGCUGCUGUGGUGGCUGCUUCUGCAGCAGACAAUGAGGUGGUAGGCAGUACGAGCCACGGAAUGCUUCGACAGCGUCGUUCCAAAAGAUUGGCUGAAAACUCUGGACUCACUGACGGGCUUUCUGAAACUAUUGCCAAAAUGGAGCAUGAUACGCAGCAAUCAGUUCCUGGCUCUGAAAUUAUUGGAGAACAAGGCUCAGCGGUCUGGCGGUCACAACCUAUAAUUCCUGAGCGUGGCGGUAACUUUUCACCCCACGAAAUGACACAGAUUGAUAACUUUAUGAGCCGAUACUGUGUGCAGAACCAUAUGACACGAGAAGCGCUCUGUCGACGAGUCUGGUCUAACGAGCGUAAAAAGGAUAACUUUUGGGAUGAGGUCUCGGUGGUUCUGCCACAUCGUUCACGCGCAUCGGUUUACAAGCACAUUCGACGCGCAUACCACGUCUUUCAAGCUCGAGGGAAAUGGACCCCGCAAGAAGAACAGUUGCUGGCCAAGCUGUACGAGGAAAAGGGCGCCCAAUGGAAGGUUAUAGGUAUCGAGAUGUGUCGCAUGCCUGAGGAUUGUCGUGACCGCUGGCGCAACUACGUGAAGUGUGGAUCUAACCGUGUUCAAAACAAAUGGAGUCAGUUGGAAGAGCAGCGCUUACGCGAAGCCGUGUCGCAAGUCAUGUCCCAAUCAACAGACACAGAUAUCAACUGGACUUUGGUUUCCGAGCAUAUGGGUGGUACACGCUCGCGGAUCCAAUGUAGGUACAAGUGGAAUAAGAUUAUGAAGCGUGCUACUACAGCCAAGAUUGAGGCCAUGAUGAAUGACGACAAGCUUUCUCUUUUACGCUACAUUUUAGAAAAUGGUUACGAAGAUGAGUCUCAGGUUGAUUGGGAAGGCUUUGCAGCCAUGGAUUCACGCGGUUUUUGGAGUGGUAAAGAACUUCAAAUGGCUUUUGAUCGUCUUAAGUAUAAUACUGUUGACCCAGUUAACCGACCUUUCCGCAGUUUAGUCCAAGAUCUUUUCGAAGACCUAGCUAUGCAAACAGAGUCACAAAAAGAUGGUACCAGUAAUGGCACUAGCACUGCUGGCAGAAAUAGUGGUGUAGUUAUUGGUGUUGGAAACGAUAAUGACAGAAACAAUCACCACCAUCACGAACUUUCACACGAGCUGGCAUCUCCACAUCACCAUCAGCAUGGCGAGGAUCUAUCCCAGGUUCGGAGUGAUACGCAUAACACUGAUGACAUGCUUGCUUCGUCCCUGUCGGCGUCUUACAUGCCGAUGCAGCUAUCAGAAACACUGAAUGAUUCUCUUUUGACCUCUUCUUCCAAGGCUGCAGAAGCAGCUGGACUCAACAACGCCUACGACAUAAAUACUGCUCACAAUCACCACCACUUGGAAAAAGAUGCUGAUAAGGAUAAACGCGAGAGUUUAACGGAAACUGCAAUGCAAGAAAAGUCCCAUACCCCUGGCCAAGAAGAACAGGUUACCAAGCACCACGAUGAUUAUGUGGACACUGGUAACGAUAAUGCAGAUGAAGAUGGAUCACGACGACGGGCCGCCCAAGAUGACAUUCCCUCGCAAAAAGAUACAGAGGAAGAUCUAAUGGCUGUAGCCGCUGCAGCAAUGCAACAAAGUGUAUAA